AUGCGGGCACACGCCACAAGGAUACCCUAUGAUAGGAUUAAGGUUUGGAUCAACAGAUGUCAAGACCACGAUCCACACAAGCUCGCCUCUGGUAAGCACAUAAGACACCUCAGAGUGAUACGUUGCGACACUGAUCCCAUCAGCGUCGUGAUCGCCCCAGAAUCGUGCCAAUAUGUGGCACUGUCCUAUGUGUGGGGCGAGGCACAGGAAAAAUCGCCACAAGAAGGGGAUAUCCUCGGAGCAUACAUCCCGCAGACCAUCAGAGACAGUAUCAAGGUCACACUGGAGCUUGGCUAUAAAUAUCUCUGGGUCGACAGAUAUUGCAUCGACCAACACGACCAAUUCGACAAAUCCCACCAGAUUGGGCAAAUGGGAGCAAUCUAUGCGCGUGCCCAACUGACCAUCUUCGCUGUGGCUGGCAACAACUCCUCACAUGGUCUUCCUGGAGUAAGAAUCAGUCGACGCGUGCCUUUCAAUGAUGUCAUGACUGGAACUACCUAUCUCAGACACGAUUGGGACAGCACGGAAGAUAUCUUGAGUUCCAAAUGGGUCUCCAGAGGUUGGACAUUACAGGAAAGUUACCUGUCGACAAAACGACUCUUCUUCACUGAGCGACAGGUAGUAUUCGCUUGC
Boeremia exigua is the source of this 633-nucleotide messenger RNA. RefSeq names its product heterokaryon incompatibility protein-domain-containing protein. Lineage: Eukaryota; Fungi; Ascomycota; Dothideomycetes; Pleosporales; Didymellaceae. The annotation marks the transcript as partial. The transcript is spliced from 2 exons. The record is from RefSeq and is a predicted model, not a curated record.